This is a messenger RNA of Lacerta agilis (Sand lizard), 2329 nucleotides long. RefSeq names its product myotubularin related protein 2 (gene MTMR2). The coding region runs from base 52 to 1989 and encodes 645 amino acids. The transcript is spliced from 15 exons. Gene Ontology annotation, biological process: dephosphorylation. Gene Ontology annotation, molecular function: phosphatidylinositol-3,5-bisphosphate 3-phosphatase activity. NCBI's taxonomy places the organism in Eukaryota, Metazoa, Chordata, Lepidosauria, Squamata, Lacertidae. The record is from RefSeq and is a predicted model, not a curated record.
ACACACACACACACAGACCACAAUCUCUGCACACCCUUAACGGGAUCCAGCAUGGAGAGGAGCUCCAGCUGCGAGAGCAUAGCCUCUAAGGAGGCUCCGCCCGCCACCGGCCAGCCCAGCCCGGAUUCCCUCUCCAGUGCCUCCACCUCUCAUUCAGAUCAUUCGGCGCGAACAAAAUCUGCUUCCGUCGUCUCAUCGGAUUCCGUCUCCACUUCCACAGAAAAUUUUUCUCCGGAUCUAAGGGUUCUCAGGGAAUCUAAUAAAUUGGCUGAAAUGGAGGAGCCCCCGUUGCUACCAGGAGAAACCAUUAAAGACAUGGCAAAAGAUGUUACGCACAUCUGCCCAUUCACCGGCGCCAUUAGAGGAACUCUGACAGUUACAAAUUACAGGCUAUAUUUUAAAAGCAUGGAAAGGGACCCUCCGUUUGUUCUUGACGGUCCUCUGGGCGUGAUCAACAGAGUGGAGAAAAUUGGAGGCGCUUCUAGCCGCGGCGAAAAUUCAUAUGGCCUGGAGAUUGUGUGUAAGGAUGUCCGGAACCUCCGGUUUGCGCAUCGCCCCGAGGGCCGCACGAGAAGGUCCAUAUUUGAGAACUUGACAAAAUACGCGUUUCCCGUGUCAAAUCAUUUGUCUCUCUUUGCAUUUGAAUACAAAGAGGUUUUCCCAGAAAAUGGCUGGAAGGUUUAUGAUCCUGUUGUGGAGUAUAGGAGGCAGGGGAUUCCUAACGAAAGCUGGAGAAUGACCAAGGUGAACGAGCAGUACGAACUGUGCGACACCUACCCUGCCCUCCUGGUGGUUCCUGCCAACAUCUCGGACGAGGAGCUGAAGCGGGUGGCUGCAUUCCGAUCCAGGGGACGCAUACCUGUUUUGUCCUGGAUUCACCCGGAAAGCCAAGCCACGGUCACGCGCUGCAGCCAGCCGAUGGUUGGCGUGAGUGGGAAACGAAGCAAAGAGGAUGAGAAGUAUUUGCAGUCCAUCAUGGACUCCAACGCUCAGUCCCACAAGAUAUUCAUCUUCGAUGCCAGGCCAAGUGUGAACGCUGUAGCCAACAAGGCCAAAGGAGGAGGAUAUGAAAGUGAGGAUGCCUAUCAGAAUGCAGAGUUGGUUUUCCUGGACAUCCAUAAUAUCCACGUUAUGAGAGAGUCGUUGAGGAAGCUGAAAGAGAUUGUAUAUCCCAACAUAGAAGAGACACACUGGCUGUCUAAUUUGGAAUCCACCCAUUGGCUGGAACACAUCAAGUUGAUUCUCGCCGGCGCUCUUCGUAUUGCCGACAAAGUGGAAUCGGGGAAGACUUCCGUGGUCGUGCAUUGCAGCGACGGUUGGGACCGGACGGCGCAGCUCACCUCUCUUGCCAUGCUUAUGCUAGACGGCUACUACCGGACAAUCCAGGGCUUUCAAGUGCUGGUGGAGAAGGAAUGGCUGAGUUUCGGGCACAGAUUCCAGCUGAGAGUCGGUCACGGAGACAGGAACCAUGCAGAUGCAGACCGAUCUCCUGUUUUCCUCCAGUUUGUUGACUGUGUCUGGCAGAUGACAAGACAGUUUCCCACCGCGUUUGAAUUCAACGAGUGCUUCUUGAUCACCGUCCUGGACCACCUGUACAGCUGCUUGUUUGGGACAUUCCUGUGUAACAGCGAGCAACAGAGAGUCAAAGAGGGCCUUCCCAAAAAGACGGUUUCGCUGUGGUCUUAUAUAAACAGCCAGCUCGAAGACUUCACCAAUCCCCUCUAUGCCAGCUACACCAACCACGUUUUGUAUCCCGUGGCCAGCAUGCGCCACCUGGAACUCUGGGUAGGCUACUACAUCAGGUGGAACCCGCGGAUGAAGCCACAGGAGCCGUUGCACAACCGCUACAAGGAACUCCUGGCCAAACGAGCCGAGCUCCAGAAGAAGGUGGAAGAGCUCCAGCGAGAGAUCACCAACCGUUCCACUUCCUCCUCUGAGAGAGGCAGCUCUCCUGCCCAGUGUGCCACCCCAGUCCAGACUGUGGUAUGACGCAGCUUGCAAGACUCUUCGAUUCGUCAUCUCUCCAGAAUCACGCGAUCAUGGCAGCUUGUCCGGAAAUGGAAACUUCAAAAAGAGAAAACUUUGCGAACUUAGAAAGCAGGUCAGACACACUAUUUAUUUUGCUACGUCCCUGCACCAGGGUUUAUUAUUAUUAUUAUUUUUAAGGAUGUAACGCUACAGGAAGAGAAAGCCUUUCUUUCUUUCUUUUUUGUUCUGCUUAUUGUCGUUUAAAGGCGUCAUAUAUAAUUAUCUUACUCGGGACACUAGUUACAAGGAAGCUUGCUGGCACAGCCUCCCGAGACGAAACCAGGACACUUGUUCAUUGAGC